UUUUUUUUUUUUGUUCUUCUAUAUAUAAUCAAAAAUCAUUUAAGUAUGGGCGUCUUAGAUAUUAUUCCUGCUGGUGUCGUUACUGGUACCAAUCUUAAGAAACUUUUCGAAUAUGCUCGUGAACAUCAAUUUGCUAUUCCUGCCAUCAAUUGUACAUCCACAAGUACUGUCAAUGCUGCUUUAGAAGCUGCUCGUGAUAUCAAAUCUCCAAUCAUCAUUCAAUUCUCUAAUGGUGGUAGUGCCUUUGUAGCUGGUAAAGGUAUUUCUAAUACUAAUCAAGAAGCUUCCGUGCUUGGUGCUAUUGCUGGUGCUCAGUAUGUUCGAACAGUUGCUACUUCUUAUGGUAUUCCAGUGGUGAUUCAUUCAGAUCAUUGUGCCAAAAAGUUACUUCCUUGGUUUGAUGGCAUGCUUGCUGCUGAUGAAGCUUAUUUCAAAGCCAAUGGUGAGCCUCUUUUCUCAUCUCAUAUGCUAGAUUUAUCUGAAGAACCCAAGGAAGAAAAUAUCGCUACUUGUGUACAAUAUCUCAAGCGUAUGGCUCCUAUGAAUCUAUGGCUUGAAAUGGAAAUUGGAAUUACUGGUGGUGAAGAAGAUGGUGUGAACAAUGAAAGUGUUGAUAAUAAUUCUUUAUACACUCAACCUGAAGAUAUAUGGGAUAUUUAUAAAGCCUUUUCUGAAGUAACUGAUUUAUUCUCCAUCGCUGCUGCAUUUGGUAAUGUUCAUGGUGUAUAUAAACCUGGAAAUGUUGUUCUUCAACCUUCUUUAUUGGGUAGACAUCAAGCAUAUGUAGCAGAAAAACUUCAUAGUAAAAAUCCUAAACCGGUAUUUUUCGUGUUUCAUGGUGGAUCAGGCUCAACAAAGGAAGAAAUCGCAGAAGGAGUCAGUCAUGGUGUUAUCAAGAUGAAUGUGGAUACUGAUACACAGUUUGCUUAUUGUAAUGGACUCUACGAGUACUUUAAGAAAAAUGAUAAAUAUGUACAAACUCAAGUGGGUAAUCCUGAAGGACCUGAUAAACCAAACAAGAAAUACUAUGAUCCUCGUGUUUUCAUUCGUGCUGCUGAAGUAACAAUGAAAUCUCGUGUAGAACAAGCUUGUAAGGAUUUGAAAAAUGUCAAUAUACUUUAAAUCCUUUAUCUUGUAGAUAAUUUCAAUAAAAUAAUAAAAAUAAUGAUUCAUUACUAUA
Halteromyces radiatus is the source of this 1180-nucleotide messenger RNA. RefSeq names its product fructose-bisphosphate aldolase. Gene Ontology annotation, biological process: gluconeogenesis; glycolytic process. Gene Ontology annotation, cellular component: cytosol. Lineage: Eukaryota; Fungi; Mucoromycota; Mucoromycetes; Mucorales; Cunninghamellaceae. Bases 46 to 1122 code for a protein of 358 amino acids. Gene Ontology annotation, molecular function: fructose-bisphosphate aldolase activity; zinc ion binding. The record is from RefSeq and is a predicted model, not a curated record. The transcript has 5 exons.